GAGGUAUAAAACUUUCCAUAAACCUUUUCCCUGAUUGGCCAAUGUGCCAGUUCAGAAUCAUUAAACUGCUCCAUCGUACGACGUCGAAGCUUUCUCUUCAAGCGAAACUCCUCAAACCCGACAACAUCUUAGUAUCUAACAAGACAUUAAAUAGUAAAACGCGAUACCUGCAAUACCUGAGAUACCGUUAGUUAUGGCCUCCAUUAUCGCUCGAAGAGCCGUUUCUCAAAGGGCUUUCUCUACUACCGCCCGCCGGUUAUCUGCCGACCCAGCUCUCAAAGAGGAGACGAAGCGUAAUCCCGAGUUGAUGAUUCUGGGGGGUGUCAUGGUUCUAGCUUUGGGCGGCGCUGGUCUUUACUUCGGUCGAUCUCCUACCAAAUCAACAUCCGAAGCACCCGUUGGCCUAGCUAAAUCCGGCAUGCCGUGGGAAACUGGCGCAACAGAGGGAAAGUACCGAUACCAUCCCGGUGGUGAUCCAGAUGCUGCUCCUAAGGACGCUCCCAGCGCCGUCAAUGUUGUCGUCGUCCCCGAUGUCAACCUGCCGAAGUCGCUCCAUGAUCGGUACAACAAAUGGGGUAAGGACGGUUACUAGAUACUUCUGCCUCGAGAAGAGCUCUUUACAUAGUCGCAGUUAGGAGGUGUGAAGGAUUUCUCUAACCUUGCUGUACAUAAUCCUAACAAGUAUUGCGGUAUUGUUAGCCUCACUGGGGUUGACCAAUACAUCAUCUUAUAAUACCCAACCAGAAAUACAUAUUCCCCAUAUUACGAAGUGCAUAAUCAUUACCCAGGGGUUGCCGUUUGUUAUUUCUCAUGAUGCCAUAUCAUUCGGGCAUUGAAACUAAAAUAGGUGUGCCCGUAAUAGACAUACAUCGCCAUAAUAACCUAGUGCGGUGAGACCGAGAAUUCUCUACACGAUAAUUUUCUCGAGCA
This is a messenger RNA of Annulohypoxylon maeteangense, 930 nucleotides long. RefSeq lists its product as uncharacterized. The record is from RefSeq and is a predicted model, not a curated record. Lineage: Eukaryota; Fungi; Ascomycota; Sordariomycetes; Xylariales; Hypoxylaceae. The transcript has 4 exons. The coding region runs from base 194 to 592 and encodes 132 amino acids.